GUUGUAGACAUAUAGUAUGGUAUUUUACCAGUCCAAUUUGCUACCUGCAAACAAAUAUGGGAGGAGCUCACAUGUUAGCCUUAGCAACGCUAUGCAAUUCGUGGUGUGACUUGAAAAGGGCUGAAACUUCAAAGCGAAACUCUCUCUGUCGUCUUCUCUACCUCAGAUUUUCUACCUAGUAAGAAUUUUGCUCAUGAAUUAAGAUGUCUUCGAAAGUAUCUACCCCUCGUUUGAUCAGCAAAGUUGGAACAAGAAUAUUAACGUGUGAACCUACUGAGCUCUAUAAUAUCCUCCAACAGGCUACUGUCUUUCCUGCGCUAAGUGAUCCAAACUACCUUUUACUAUUAGAUGCCAGACAGACAAAUGAAUAUAAUGAAAGUCACAUCUUAACAUCCAAAAGAGCACCAAGGACUGCAGAAGACAAAUUUCUGGUUCCGUAUGGUGCAGAAAUUGAAUGCAAAAUGCAUGUGAUCGUCCUUGAUAAUAAUACUACAAGUCUUUCAAAAAGAGAAAGUCCAGCCUUUAAGUGUGCCAAGGUGAUGGCAGAGGCAGGAAGUAGAAACCCAGUUCGGAUUCUAAGAGGAGGUUAUGAGGAAUUCUCUGCACUCUAUCCCUUCCUCAGAACACAGAAGAUAUUAUACAUGCCACAAGAGAUGGAUGAACUUCGACCUUACCCUGUUGAAGUACUUCCAGGUCAUCUGUACCUUGGUAAUUAUCAGCAAGCAUGCAGUCCUGGGGUGAAGAAAGAUCUGAAGAUCAAAGGAGUGUUGCACAUCUCACAGGAUGCUGAGGAGUUGCAAGAGGGGCUUGUUGGAGUUGAACUAAUGCACUGUCCUCUGCCAGAUGGAAAUGAAGCAGACAUGUUAUCACAGUUAUCACAAGCUUGUCAGUUCAUAGGAAAGCAUGUAACAGAGAAAAAUGCAAUUCUUGUAAGUAGUGAGCAUGGGAUAAGUCGGAGUGCCGCAGCGAUCCUAGCCUACCUUAUGUAUCAUUACAAGUGGACUUUACAGAAAGCAUACAAGCAUCUGCAGACCUGCAAGAGCAACAUCAGACCGCAUCGAGAUUUCAUUUCCCAGCUCUCAAAGUGGGAGGAACAGAUAUUUGAAGAAGGCGUACAGACAGAUAUAUCAGACCCAUACUACUGAAAGCAAUGACAAUACUUUGUUAUAGUUCUCAGGCAGCCAAUUCAAUACAAUUUUUUGUUGAACUAUGCAAUAUAUUAAGAAUAAAGAUCAAAGCAUGAGCUUGUGUUUUUUCAUGAAGUCUUUGUGCUUGUUUAUAAAGUAUAAAGGUGUGUGAGAAAUUAUCAUUACAUCAGUACUGCCGUAUCUCUAUGCAACCUUUACUGCUAAUUCGAGUGAGAAUUAUGAUCGAUUUAGAGCAAUCUAAACUUGGGAUUGACUUAAUUGUAAUCAGUCUUACAAUUAAUCUGAAGUUGUGAUUGAUUCUAAUCCAUUAUAACUCUUUAUGACAUGGCCUAAAAGCAUUUCAUCAAUGUAGUGCUGGAAUUGGAAAGUAAUUGCUUAUUUUUAACAAAAGAUCUGGGGGGUGUUUCACAUAGAUUUAAGUAUGACUUGGAGUCGCACUUAAAUACCAAGUUGUGGGCGGUAUGAAAGGCUUGACCACAAUGGUCAGAUCGUGUCAUGAGGACGCACACUACUGCGUAUCCAUCAAUAAGAUGAGUGCGUUGCAUUUUAAGUACACUUCUGCAUUGAAAUGUGACGUGUGACUUCGUGAAGCACCCCCUGGAACAUUUUCUAUUUACAGAAUCUGCUGUACCGUUUGUGUCAAAUUUGUCUAUUGUAAUAUACUUCUCUGGUUUGGAAUUAAAUGUGAUCAAAAAGAUUGUCCAUCGUCAGAAAUUUAUUAGUCGCAACUUUACAAAAUGCAAAACGAUUGUGUUCUUAUACCUUGGUCCACCGAAUAAUUGCUGGAGGUAUUAUUGAUUUUACAGGUUAUUUUGAAAGAAUGAUCAAAAUAUAUGCAAACUAUUGCCUUGUUCAUUUUUGUGUGAUUUAAGAUGUUUCUAUCUUGUAUUAUCAUCUACAUGUACUUUCUUUGAUUAUGCAAGAAUUUAAUGAAGGUAUUAAGCGAAAUGAAGAUCAAGGAAUGCUAAUCAUUCAUAUUGAACAUUACACAGCUUUCAACAAAGGAUUUCAUGACCAUUGUACUUAUGCAUUACGAACAAAUCAACUUUGUUAUGAAAUGUUCAAAGAACUAUUUUCUCCACUUGGCAAUAUUUAUUUUAAUAUUUUCACAUCCCUGCAAUGAAUAUUUAUUUGUAUUCUAAAUAAAUGAUUGGUCAGUUCCAGGUGCUCAUGUAAUGAAAUAUAUUUUCCCCCACUGUAUUUUCCGGGGGAAAAUUUGGAGCUCAAUGAUGUAUUGAGCAUGAGCAUGCUUUUCUCCCCCAGCAAAAAUAUUGAAAACUAUACGGAGCCACUGCUGAAUCCCGGGCAUGGUGAACAGCUGGUUGUAUCUAUUAGGAAACCCUUUCAGAAUGGGGUGUACAGACAACUAGGACAAGAUCAAAAGCUCAAAAUUUACCAUUCAAAAAUAUUUAAUUUAAUGUAAAUAAGUUUCAAUCUUAACUUGCCUAUAUGUAAUAUAACUUUGUACAAAUGCACCACAUUAAGAUAAUCUAAUCGACUUGUUCUUUAAAAUGAGCAGUUUAGCAUGUCCUUUUUUCUGUAAUAUUCACAUCACUUCUAGCAGUUCUGCAUUAAAUAGCUAAUUAUGUACUUUUUUUAAACAAUGGUUUAACUUGCCUCUAUUUUCUGUGUUUUAAACAACCUGGGCAGAAAGUAAGUGCGGUUUUACUCUUGAAUUUAACAUUUUUCACGUAAUUUCUUAAUAACAUACUGGUAUUUCAUAUAGAAAAAAAAUAUUGUACUCCUAGAUACUAUAGAUUUUGACUAUUGUAGAUCUAAAAAGGAGUACAAUAUGCAUAACCUUAGAUACCAUUGAUAUUAUAUCACUAUUGACAUUAUGAGUAUACCAGUAGUCAUUUUAUAAGCAACAGUCUGUAUCAUUCUGGGGAGCUGCAAAACGAAUGUAUGAACAUUCCAAUGUUUACAAUGUGUGAGCAUUACAUGAUCAUGUAGAAUCAAAUUAGACUAUUAUUUGAAAUAAAACCCAAAAGCAGAGCUGCCAAGUAUUACGGAUUUUCAGCAUUUAGUACUGAAAAAUGAGAAUACUACUGAUGGUUUCAGGCAAAGCACUGAUUUCUUAAGUUUCAGUUUUUACCGGUAUGUAUUUGUCCUAUGGUAUUUCUUUAAAAAUACUGAUUUCCUCAGCAAAAUACUGAUUUUCAGCUUUUUUUAAUACCGGUACUGAAAUGUUUUUGUUCAGGCUGGCAGCUCUGCAAGUAUGAAAAUUUAGUGGAGUCAGAAUUGUGACCUGAAUGCCUUGAUUUCUCUAUUAAGACCAAGGGUAAGGAUGUAGAAGGGAUUUUAAAUAAAUGAGGAUAAGGAUUUUCAUAAGGGUUUGGUUAGAGGAAAGUUGCAUUUCACUUGAUACAGGAAUAUUGUACAUACAGUCCCAACACUCAAAGAAGGCUUACUUGCUGACAAUAUUGUGAUGGUCUAUUUUGAAUAUUUUCUGCACAAUAACAAAGGUUGUCUAUCCUUACAAUUAUUCAUGUACAAUCAAGUUAUCUUCAAAUCUUCUACAUGAAAAAUCAACCAACGAUUUUAUCAUUGAUGUGAUUGACGAUUGAUGUGAACAAAUAACAAUAUGCAAUAUACUUCCAUUUCUGUAUUCUUCUCUAUUUAUUAAUAAGCAUUGAUGAAUAAAUUUCACUUAUUUUGUA
Lytechinus variegatus (green sea urchin) is the source of this 3808-nucleotide messenger RNA. Its product is annotated as serine/threonine/tyrosine-interacting-like protein 1. The record is from RefSeq and is a predicted model, not a curated record. NCBI's taxonomy places the organism in Eukaryota, Metazoa, Echinodermata, Echinoidea, Temnopleuroida, Toxopneustidae. Gene Ontology annotation, molecular function: pseudophosphatase activity; protein phosphatase inhibitor activity; protein tyrosine/serine/threonine phosphatase activity. Gene Ontology annotation, biological process: negative regulation of cytoplasmic stress granule assembly; positive regulation of intrinsic apoptotic signaling pathway; protein dephosphorylation. The coding region runs from base 204 to 1145 and encodes 313 amino acids. Gene Ontology annotation, cellular component: mitochondrion. The transcript has 9 exons.